This is a messenger RNA of Oryza brachyantha (malo sina), 847 nucleotides long. RefSeq names its product heavy metal-associated isoprenylated plant protein 47-like. Gene Ontology annotation, molecular function: metal ion binding. The transcript has 2 exons. NCBI's taxonomy places the organism in Eukaryota, Viridiplantae, Streptophyta, Magnoliopsida, Poales, Poaceae. The record is from RefSeq and is a predicted model, not a curated record. Bases 252 to 608 code for a protein of 118 amino acids.
GCAAGCGACCAGAUGGGAUUAGUCCCAGGACCAGAGCCAAGAAGAAGUCGUAAACAAAAAUAAACACAUCGAUCGAUACAAAACGUCUCUGAAUUUUUCAGCACCCCAGCUCCUAUAUAAAGUGUUAGCUCUGGUCUCUCUUCUCCCUCAUCCACAGCACUCGAGCCUGCCUCCCAAGUGAAGAACAAGUGCCUGAUUAGUCGUACGUAGUAGCCUCGCAUUCCAAUCCUCCCAAAUUAAAGGAAGCAGCCAUGGCGAAGCAAAAGAUCGUGAUCAAUGUGCCGAUGGCCAGCGACAAGUGCCGGUCGAAGGCGAUGGCGCUGGUGGCGUCGACGGGCGGGGUGGACUCGGUGGCGCUGGCCGGCGACGGCAAGGACCAGGUGGUGGUGGUCGGCGACGUGGACUCCAUCAAGCUCAUCACCGCGCUGCGCAAGAAGGUCGGCCACGCCACGCUGGUCACCGUCGGCGAGGCCAAGAAGGAGGAGAAGAAGCCGGAGCCCGCCGCCGCCGCCGCCGUCGUCGAGUACCCGUACCCGUGGAGCUGCUACACCUACGCGCCGCCGCCGCCCGUCGUCUACUCCGGCACGUCCUCGCCGUGGUGGUGCUGAAUUAUGCAGUAGUAUAGAUAAACCAAUCUGGUCCGUUGGAUCGAACCGAUCAAACGAAAUGGACGGUCUGUAUUCAUUUUUGUGGGCUUCCGUACAGUAUGUGUCGUUCAUGUGGCGGUUUUGGGCUGCUCUGUUCGAUCACCUCGCUGAGAUCAUCAUGUUCUGUUUUUCUGUUUUCCCUUGCUGCUGAUUUAAUUAAUUAAUGCAUGGAAGAUUUUUGGCUUGCGAAUCUCAAACUU